Messenger RNA from Cutaneotrichosporon oleaginosum, 530 nucleotides. RefSeq lists its product as uncharacterized. Lineage: Eukaryota; Fungi; Basidiomycota; Tremellomycetes; Trichosporonales; Trichosporonaceae. The record is from RefSeq and is a predicted model, not a curated record.
UGCCCUGUCAACUUUCGAUUAAGAUUAGUCUUGCACCCAGGCAAUCUUAGGUCUCGUAGACUAUGUCCACUCCCGAGCUACCAGCUGGACAUGCAAGAGCCGAUGGAUCAGCAGAGCUACCCAGAUGGGUUACUCACGCCCUCUCUCAACCCGUGGAUUGAAUUUCGUCACCGGGCUUCUACAUCGGCCGGUUUGCACCAGCACCAUCUGGAUUCAGCUCACCCCCGUCGCCGCGCGCAAUGUCACUCGUACAGACCAGAGAGCGAUGAUGAUGAUGAGGAGGAGGAGCGGAGCGCACCCAGUUCCACAGCCAACCUCCACCCGAUCUGCAGGGCUUACCCAACAAUUUCGCAGCUCACAAGCGUCAUCGCUCUUGGCCCCUGCAACAUGUGAUUUUCGCCAGGAGAGCAUCUUCCUGCUUCACCUGUAGACGAUUCCAUGCAUAGUAUGACCGGUACUUGAGUAAGAGCGUGGUCCAGAGGCGAAAGCCACUGCAAAUCUCCAUCCUAUUGGCGCGAAGUAUGGCGAAU